Thamnophis elegans (Western terrestrial garter snake) is the source of this 1900-nucleotide messenger RNA. RefSeq names its product family with sequence similarity 168 member A (gene FAM168A). Gene Ontology annotation, biological process: positive regulation of base-excision repair. The record is from RefSeq and is a predicted model, not a curated record. Bases 246 to 824 code for a protein of 192 amino acids. Lineage: Eukaryota; Metazoa; Chordata; Lepidosauria; Squamata; Natricidae. The transcript is spliced from 7 exons.
GCGGGCUGCCGGGAGCCGUAGUCCUCCGCUGUAACGGUUCGCCCAGCAGCAGCAGCAGCAGGAGCAGUUGCUGGCGGCGCCCGUCUUCCCCCUUCAGUCGGACGGCGGCGCUUCUCCCCUUCGCACCGCUCGGGACCCUUCUGCGGCCUGCUCGCUCCCGGGACGGGAGGCUGGAGCCCAGGACCGGCCGCACGGACGGAGAGCCAGGCGGCGCCCAGCCCCGCAGUGUUUUCACAUUUCCUACGAUGAAUCCUGUUUACAGCCCCGUUCAGCCUGGGGCUCCCUACGGAAAUCCCAAGAAUGUCGCCUAUACAGGUUAUCCCGCGGGAUACCCCACCGCAGCCACCUACAACCCGAACAUCUAUUCGGCCACCGCCGCAGGUUACGCCCCAGGAUACCCCGCUGGGACGCCCUACAAAGUCCCUCCAACCCAGAGUAAUAACGCCCCGCCCCCCUACUCUCCGUCGCCCAACCCCUACCAGACGGCCAUGUACCCCAUCCGAAGUGCCUACCCGCAGCAGAACCUGUACGCCCAGGGGGCCUACUACACGCAGCCCGUCUACGCGGCACAGCCUCACGUCAUCCAUCACACCACGGUGGUCCAGCCCAACAGCAUCCCCUCCGCCAUCUACCCGGCUCCCGUUGCCACGCCCAGGGCCAACGGCGUAGCCAUGGGGAUGGUCGCCGGGGCCACCAUGGCGAUGUCCGCAGGAACACUGCUGACAACCCCACAACACACCGCCCUGGGGGCACAUCCCGUCUCAGUGCCAACGUACCGGGCGCAGGGGACGCCUGCCUACAGCUACAUCCCUCCCCAUUGGUAAUUCCAUCGGCCAGCCCAGAUCUGGAAUCAAGUCAUCGGAUGCAACCAGGCGUGAUGGAACAGCUGCCCCACAGCCCCCCUCGGGCGUUGCCAGCGAGACCCCCCCCCUCCUCAAGGCUCCCCUUAGCGUCCUUUGAGAUUUUAAUUUUGCGUUUCAUUUUUGACUCCCGGGGCCAAAGCCACGGCCCCUCCCCCCUUUCCCCAUUCCUCCAGACCCCCAAACCCCAUUGGGACCUUAUUGUGGCUUUCCGCCCCCCUUGGUCUCCCAUUUCCCUCCGUUGAGCCUCGCCGGGACCUCCUGAGGCCAUAUAUCCGUUCACGAUCCAGGCAGGCUCCUUGGCGGGGCAGGGGUGGGUGGGAACGGGACCAUUCCCCCUUUAGGGUUCUGGAGGGAUCGAGAACAGCCCGGGUCUCUCUCUCCCACCCACCCACCCUUCCUCCGGGAAGACUCCCUCCCCAUUGUGUUUCCAUCAUGAAACCCGCAUUCCCCCCUUUCCACAAUAGAGAGGGGGGCAGCCUUCCCAUGAAUCAUAGGCUAAGGGUGUCCUUCGGUGGGUGGGUGGGUGGUGGGUAGUCAAAAAAGCCAAAAUGGCAGCCAUGACUCUGAUUGAGACCCUACCUCUUUUUUUAAAAAAAGGCAUUGGGUGUGUUUAAAAAAAGGCGGAGUUUUGUCAUUCUGGUUCCGGCUGUCAUUUUGGGGAGAAGAGACCUUUGCCCCACCCCCACCCCCCCACCCCCAAAAUGGACCUUCUGGAGGUGAUACAGGUAGUCCUCGACUUACGACCACCAGGGAGCCCCAAAUUUCUAUUGCCCGAGUGAGACGUUUUAUUCAGUCCAUUUUGCCCCGUUUUGAUGACCUUCCUUGCCUCCGCCGUUCAGCGAAUCCCUGCGGUUGUUAAGUCAGUCACACUGUUGUUAAAUGAAUCCGGCUCCCUCCCCCCCGUUGGAAGGUCACAAAAGGGGAUCACGUGACACCCCCCCCCCAUGAGACUGCGACCGUCGUAAAUACAAGUCCGUUUUCCCAACGUCUUUGAGUUUUGAUCGCAUGACCACAGGGAUCCCACAACGGUCGUUAAG